AAUAUGUCUUGGCCCGAGCAUCAAGUGUAACUUCAGGCCGCAUCUCAUGCCAUUUCUAAGGCUUCGUAACCCUUGCUGGUGCUCAUGUUCAUCCCAGUAAAAGACGUUGGGUAGUAUGAUCUCCAUAACACAGAACGAAAUGGAUGACAGGAGUAGGCUACCAUGCUCUUGGGGCUGGGGUAGGGGUGUGAGCCUCAUCGUGCGUUCUGUAUAAUAUCUUGAAGUUUCCUCCCAAAAGUUUUCUCAUCACCAACUCUUCAGUUACUGUCUUUGACUUCCACACUCUUUUCUGGUUCUGAGAAUCAUACAUUCUUUUACACUCCUUUAUUGCUUUUUUCAUCUUCAGGCCGGUCCAUUCUUUACAAAAGUCAAACGAUCCUUUCUGAAUUCUUGAUAUCAUCAAACUGUUAUUCUCAAAAUGUAUACUCAAGCAGUUAUUCUUUCGGCCCUUGUUGCUAUAACCGAGGCUCGAUUUGGCCAGGAGCAAGUCCCAAUCCCCGCCAUUCAAGCUCUCAGCAACUUCGGUUCAUCCGGCCAGGCAGCUACCCUCGCUGGCCAAUCGAUUUCGUUCUUGCUCGCUGCCGCGAACCCUUGCGGUAAGCUUCAACAAGCCGAUCUGAUUGUGUCAACACUCGGCACCGAUGCUCAAGUCAUCGCGGCAGCCCGAGGACUCGCUGGUGCGGAACAGAACUUCAACCCCUUUGUGGUCUCUGUUCCGUCCAUUUGCUCCGACCCUACUCUUCCGACUACGGCCGCAUUGCGAGGCGUAGUGCCCCUUGUUGACCCUUCCGUAACUGGUUCUGAUGUUGAGAAUGCAAAUGCUGCAACUUCUCUCACUACCCCUUUUACGGCUGAUGGUUUGAGUGUUGCUGAAGUCAUGGUCGCUCAAGGCUUCUCCAAUUUCACCACAAAGGCUCUCGAUGGCACUGUUGGAGCCGCUUCUGGCAGCUCCGCAUCAGCCUCAGUUGCUGUCUCAUCCGCCUCCAUCGUGGCUUCUUCUGUUUCCCAAGCUGUUGAGGCAACUUCAAGUGCAUCUGUUGUGGCAUGUGGUGGAGUAGCGUCUACCACCUUUGUGACUAUGACUAGAUCCGCAUCUUCGACAUCUGCUUCUGUCGCCGCUGAAGCUGCGGCUUCUACCGCCUCAGUCUUUGCUUCAGGCACAGUAGCAAGCUCCGCUGCCGCUGCGAGCGGAGCAGCUCGUGCUGCCUCUUCCGAUGCUGUGGCUGGUGUCUUCCCAGGCUUCGUAGCUUCCACGAUCUCCGGUCUCGACUUCGGCCAAUGUGUACCAACCAUGAAGUUCGAGGCUGGACUUGAUGGCCGAGCUGACACCGAAUCUACCUUCCAAGCUAUUGAUCCCAUUGUCAACAAAGGCCAAGAGGAAGCUUUAAAUCCCAACAUCAUUACCAAUCGAAUCUGUGACCAAUUGACCAACGUUUGCGGAGCUAAUGCCGCUGCGAAGACGGCUUGCACCGCUGCCAAGGCCCAGAUCUCUGCUCUUGCUACCAAGGAUGCAACUACUGCUGACGCGUGGAAUACCGCAUUGGGCUUCGCUGGAACAAACACCAACCCCGAUAAUGCCCCUCAGACUGGUUUGGUUGGUCACGAUUAAGUUAUGAUGUGAUGAGAAACGAUAUUGUAUCUUACUUUGAGUCGGAAGAAUAAGAGCUUGUGUAUGAUAGGACGACAUCUAUGGGGUGCAUAGUUUUAUGAUUCAUGGACUCUUGCUCCUGAAGUUGUAAGAUAUGAUCUUUUGAACACAUAGUGGGAAUAAAUGAAAC
Mollisia scopiformis is the source of this 1778-nucleotide messenger RNA. RefSeq lists its product as uncharacterized. The coding region runs from base 419 to 1609 and encodes 396 amino acids. The transcript is spliced from 4 exons. The record is from RefSeq and is a predicted model, not a curated record. NCBI's taxonomy places the organism in Eukaryota, Fungi, Ascomycota, Leotiomycetes, Helotiales, Mollisiaceae.